Ceratitis capitata (Mediterranean fruit fly) is the source of this 10810-nucleotide messenger RNA. It is a transcript of the gene Itpr, whose product is annotated as inositol 1,4,5-trisphosphate receptor. Gene Ontology annotation, molecular function: inositol 1,4,5-trisphosphate-gated calcium channel activity; inositol 1,4,5 trisphosphate binding. The transcript has 24 exons. Bases 953 to 9634 code for a protein of 2893 amino acids. The record is from RefSeq and is a predicted model, not a curated record. Gene Ontology annotation, biological process: calcium ion transmembrane transport. Gene Ontology annotation, cellular component: endoplasmic reticulum; membrane. NCBI's taxonomy places the organism in Eukaryota, Metazoa, Arthropoda, Insecta, Diptera, Tephritidae.
CGGACGCGUGUUGCCUGUUAGCAUCCAGCACAUACAGAGGGUGCGCGCGCGAGUGGGUCAGUUCAAUGUUUGCCAAUUGGACAUAGCCGAAAGAUUUUUUUCAUUUAAUUUAACGAAAAAAAAAAAAACAAAAAAAAAUAAUUUUUGCUUGCUUGCUUAUAUUUGAUGAGUGCGUCAGUGAUUUCGUGGUCAGUUGAUUAUUUGUUUAUCUCAACGAAACGAUCCAAAACCAAAAUGGAAAUCAUCAUGCUAGCGGGCUAAAAUGUGUGGAGUAUCCAUCUAGUAGCAUCAUUUAAUACACCUGCCAAUUAAAGCUGAAUAUUUAAAGACACCUUUGCAUGUUUAGUACGUGAGAACAACAACAAGCAUUGUGCAACAGAAAUUUUCAAGCAACUACAUCCGACUUGGUGAAACGGAAUUGCUGUUGUGACGAAGCGACGCUUAAGCAUACAUAUGUAUGUACAUACAUGCACAAAUUUGAAAUUGUGUUAAAGUAAACAACUCUGCCUGUUAAAAACAACAACAACAACAACUAGUACUAUCAUUUCAACAAUUACUAUUACUACUACUUCUACAACUAGUUCUAUAUUGCUGUUGCAUACAUCUACACUCAUUCUUCGAUUCAUCUUCGUUUUCGGCUUCGUCUUGCUUAUACACACACACACACACACACACACUCACAUACACAUACCCAUGCAUGUAUAAACAAUAGUAAACUUUUACAAUUCAUAUGUGAUAUAUAAAAGAGCGGUGGAGAAGAAGAAGAAGAAGAAGACAAAGUGGAAACAAAUACAAGCAAUCGAACAGGAUCUACACACAUCCAAACAUACAAGCACACAUUCGAGCAGAGUAAUUUCCAUUUACACCCAAGACAGAGUGGGCACAUAGCAUAGUGUCACUAACAGCUUCUGACCACCGGCACGCCUACUUUCAACAUUCAACAUCCAACACAAUGGGUGACAAUAUAAUUGGUUCGGCGAGUUUCCUGCAUUUGGGUGAUAUCGUGUCGCUGUAUGCGGAGGGCAGUGUUUGCGGCUUCCUCAGCACACUCGGUCUUGUGGAUGAUCGAACUGUGGUGUGCCCGGAGGCGGGUGAUUUGAAUUACCCGCCAAAGAAGUUCAGAGAUUGUCUUAUAAAGGUUUGUCCAAUGAAUCGGUAUUCCGCACAAAAGCAAUUCUGGAAAGCCGCCAAACAGUCUGCCAGUUCCAAUACAGAUACAAAUCUUUUGAAACGUUUGCAUCACGCAGCCGAAAUCGAGAAAAAACAAAAUGACACUGAAAAUAAGAAACUAUUGGGUACCGUUGUACAAUAUGGCAGUGUCGUGCAGUUACUUCAUCUCAAGUCCAACAAAUAUCUGACAAUGAACAAGCGCCUGCCCUCGCUGCUGGAAAAGAAUGCAAUGCGCGUCUACCUGGACGCUAACGGCAAUGAGGGCUCAUGGUUCUACAUCAUGCCCUUCUACAAACUGCGCUCCGCGGGCGAUAACGUCGUGGUCGGCGACAAAGUCAUAUUGAACCCAGUUAAUGCAGAGCAACAAAAUCUGCAUGUAGCCGCCAACUAUGAGCUACCAGACAAUCCCGGCUGUAAGGAGGUGAAUGUGCUCAACUCUUCGACCUCAUGGAAAAUCACACUCUUCAUGGAGCAUAAGGAAAAUCAGGAACACAUUCUCAAGGGCGGCGAUGUUGUGCGUCUCUUUCACGCCGAGCAGGAAAAAUUCCUCACAAUGGAUGAGUAUAAAAAGCAUCAACAUGUCUUUUUGCGUACCACCGGACGUACAAGUGCAACGGCGGCCACAAGCAGCAAAGCAUUGUGGGAGGUUGAAGUUGUGCAACAUGACUCGUGCCGUGGCGGUGCCGGACACUGGAAUUCAUUGUAUCGCUUUAAACACUUGGCCACUGGUUAUUAUUUAGCUGCCGAGCUGGAAUCGGUGGGCAAUACAACAUUGAUUCACACAGUGGAUGGCAAUGGACUCGAUACGUCGCUCAAAGAGUCAGAGAAGAGCAAAUGUGAACGAUAUCGCUUGGUGCCGGUUCCAUACUCCACAGAAAUAGCAUCGGUAUUCGAACUGGACCCCACAACGAUGGCGCGUGCAGACAGCCUUGUGCCACAGUCGAGCUAUGUGCGUUUGCGGCAUUUGUGCUCGAACACCUGGGUGCAUGCCACCUCCAUACCCAUCGACAUAGACGAUGACAAGCCGGUGAUGUCAAAGGUUUGCUGCUCUCCCAUUAAAGAGGAUAAAGAGGCUUUUGCACUCAUACCGGUGUCGCCGGUGGAGGUGCGUGACUUGGAUUUCGCAAAUGAUGCUUGUAAAGUGUUGGAUACCGUUACGAACAAGCUGGUCGAUGGCAGCAUUUCCAUAAACGAGCGCCGCUCGCUGAUAGCACUUCUGCAGGAUAUUGUCUUCUUCAUAGCGGGCAUGGAAAAUGAGCAAAAUAAGACAAAGGCAUUGGAAUUGACAAUUAAGAAUCCCAUACGGGAUCGUCAAAAGUUGCUACGCGAACAAUAUAUCCUAAAGCAGUUGUUUAAAAUACUACAAGGUCCAUUCCAGGAGCACCCCAGUGGCGAAGCACCAUUUCUACGCUUGGAUGAGCUGAGCGAUCCGAAGAAUAGUCCCUACAAAAAUAUCUUUCGAUUAUGCUACCGUAUACUGCGCUUGUCGCAGCAAGACUACCGUAAGAAUCAGGAGUACAUUGCCAAGCACUUUGGUCUCAUGCAAAAACAAAUCGGCUAUGACAUACUCGCUGAGGACACCAUCACCGCACUGUUGCAUAACAAUCGCAAACUGCUGGAGAAGCACAUAACAGCCGCUGAGAUCGAGACAUUUGUGGGCCUAGUACGCAAGAAUAUGCAAAAUUGGGACUCACGAUUUCUCGACUAUCUCUCUGAUUUAUGUGUUUCGAAUCGGAAGGCGAUUGCUGUGACUCAGGAGCUGAUCUGCAAAAGUGUGCUGAGUUCAAAGAAUUCGGACAUACUUAUAGAGACCCAGAUCAAACAUUUCAAGGCGCCUGUAAGUGAUGGCUACCGCAGUGCUGGCGACGAUUCAUAUCCCUUAAGUACGCUAACAGAGGUGUUGGACGAUGAGGAAAAAUCCGAUUUGAUUUCAAAUUCAACAACAACGACCAGCUGGGACACAACAAGCCUAAAUGACGCGCCAGAGUUAGAGGAGAAAUAUGAAAUACAUCUCAAAUGGCGCGGACAACCAAAUUCACGCUCGAUGGGCGAUUUGGCCGAUUGUGCUGCUCAAGGCAAGGAGGAGGAGUCGGCCAUACUAAAUUAUUAUCGCCAUCAAUUAAAUCUGUUUUCGAACAUGUGUUUGAAUCGUCAAUAUUUGGCAUUGAAUAUCUUAUCGCCUCAUCUGGACAUCGAUUUGAUACUCAAAUGCAUGUCCGAUGAGACAAUGCCAUAUGAGUUGCGUGCCUCGUUCUGUCGUCUCAUGCUACAUUUGCAUGUCGAUCGUGAUCCGCAAGAGCCAGUGACGCCGGUAAAGUAUGCGCGCCUUUGGAGUGAAAUACCUUCGAAAAUGUCCAUUUUGGAUUAUGAUGGCAAAAACCAACAACCCGAUCAAAAUAAAGAAGCCGUACGCGCCAAAUUCAAUACCACCAUCGCUUUUGUCGAGAAUUAUCUUUGUAAUGUGGCCACUAAAGUAUGGCUUUUUACCGAUCAGGAGCAAAAUAAAUUAACUUUUGAGGUUGUAAAACUUGCACGCGAUCUUAUCUACUUCGGCUUCUAUAGCUUUAGUGAUUUGCUGCGUUUAACCAAAACUCUACUCUGCAUUUUGGAUUGUGUGUCGGAAACUGGUAUAGAUGGCGCACCACCGGGACGCUUCGUGAACACAGAUAUUGAUUCCGCUCCAGAAGAAAAACCUGCUGAGGGAGGCGUACUCCGUUCGAUUGGCGACAUGAACACUGUUAUGACUUCAUUGGCACUCGGCUCCGUUGGACAGGCGAUCGCAUCGCCAGCCUCCCUAGCGUUGCAACAUCGCAAGUCUGUUUCCCAAAUGCUGAAAGAGUAUCCACUGGUCAUGGAUACGAAAUUAAAGAUAAUUGAGAUUCUACAAUUCAUACUGGAUGUACGUUUGGAUUAUAGAAUCAGUUGCCUCCUAUCGAUAUUCAAGCGCGAAUUUGAUGAGACCGAAUUAAGCGCUGCUGCAGCCGCGGCAGCUGCAGCAACUGCAGCAGCCAACACAGCUGCCACCGCUGAGGGAUCACCAGGUGAUGGCAACAUUGGCAGUAGUGAGGCGAGCAACAAUAAUGCAGCGCUAAUGGAGGCUGCAGCCGCAGCUGCUGCUGCGUUGAGUACACGUCAGAAGAAUAUCGAUUUGGAGUCAAUUGGUGUGCAGGCAGAGGACAUUUUCGAUUGCGACAGUGGCGAUGCGGCGAAUUUGGAUUUAGAUGGACAGGGCGGCCGUACUUUUUUGCGGGUGCUGCUGCAUCUCAUUAUGCACGACUAUCCGCCACUGGUGUCCGGCGCAUUGCAUUUGCUUUUUAGACACUUCAGUCAACGUCAGGAGGUAUUGCAAGCUUUUCGACAGGUACAAUUACUAGUGUCCGACAGUGACGUAGAGUCCUAUAAACAAAUCAAGUCCGACUUGGAUAUUUUGCGUCAGAGCGUCGAGAAGUCCGAGCUGUGGGUCUACAAGCCGAAAACCACUGAUGAGUUCAAUGCAAGUAAGUGCGCACUGAAACCGUCGUUUUGUUUUGCUUCCAAAUUCAUUUUUAUUCCUCAUCCAGCCACUGAGCGCUCGUCUGACCCCGCCAUUGAUGUAUCCAAUCUAAGCAGUGAAUAUCGUGCUUCAUUAUCAAACGAACAGCUCAAUGAGUACAAAAAGGUUAAGGAAAUACUCAUACGCAUGAAUAAAUUCUGCGUCACCUCGGGUCCUGUCGUUAAGCCGCGCAAGCACGAGCAACGCCUUCUGCGCAAUGUUGGCGUUCAUACCGUUAUACUGGAUUUGCUUCAGAAUCCAUACGAUGAAAAGGAUGAUGUUCUGAUGAAGGAACUAAUGUGUUUGGCUCACGAGUUCUUGCAGAAUUUCUGUUUGGGAAAUCAGCAAAAUCAAGUGUUACUACAUAACCAGUUGGAUCUGUUUCUGAAUCCCGGCAUCUUGGAGGCCAAAACCGUCUGCGCUAUCUUCAAGGAUAAUCUCACGCUUUGCAAUGAGGUCACCGACAAGGUCGUGCAACAUUUUGUCCAUUGCAUUGAGAUACACGGUCGGCAUGUCGUGUACUUGCAAUUCCUUCAGACGAUUGUGAAAGCGGAAAACCAAUUCAUACGCAAAUGUCAGGAUAUGGUGAUGCAAGAGCUGAUUAACGCCGGUGAAGAUGUACUUGUCUUCUACAACGAUAAAACCUCUUUCAAUCAAUUCGUCUCAAUGAUGCAGAGUGAGAAGUCGCCACUAAGCGAUUCGAGUCCAUUACGAUAUCAUGUGGAGCUGGUGAAGCUGCUGGCCUGUUGUACUAUGGGCAAAAAUGUCUACACAGAAAUUAAGUGUAAUAAUUUGCUCUCACUUGACGAUAUAGUCACAAUUAUUUGCAAUCCCACCUGCAUGGCAGAGGUGAAGGAGGCUUAUGUGGAUUUUCUCAAUCAUUGUUACAUCGACACCGAGGUGGAGGUGAAGGAGAUUUAUUCGUCAAGUCACAUGUGGAAUUUGUUUGAGAAAUCAUUUCUCGUGGAUAUCAAUCAACUAAUUGCCGUUGGCGCCAACGCCGAUAAAACACUGCUGAAUUAUGUAUUGAGUGGUGUAACGAAUGUGUUGAAUACCUUCUUCUCCAGCCCCUUCUCCGAUCAGAGCACCAUCGUGCAAACGCGUCAGAUGAUUUUCGUUCAGAUACUGCAAGCCACCUAUCGCUUAACUCAGUGCAAGUGGCUGUCACUGGCCGAUCGCUUUAAUGUCGAGAACUGCGUUCGUACGUUGGCUGAGUCGGCGAAGACGCGUAAUAUUGCGAUACCGCUCGACUUGGAGCAACAGGUGGUGUCGAUGUCUAGCAAAACAGCCUUGCUAACACGUCAGACCACCAAAUGGCUAUUGGCCUCGAAGCAGCCAAAAUAUGAGACACAGCUCUCGGCAAAUUUAAUGCGUUUGGACCGAUCGAUCAUAGAGGGCUUGCAAGAUAUUGUGUCGCUGUUGGAAGAUCAACUGAAGCCGGUGGUGGAGGCGGAGUUGUCGCUACUGGUUGACAUUCUGUAUAGAUCGGAGUUACUCUUUCCGCCCGGCACGGAGGCGCGUAAGCGCUGUGAAAGCGGCGGCUUCAUUAGGAAGCUAAUCAAACAUACUGAGAAGCUGCUGGAGGAGAAGGAAGAAAAACUGUGUGUGAAGGUGUUGCGUACGUUACGUGAAAUGAUGGCAAUCGAUGUGAAUUACGGCGAGAAGGGGGAUGCUCUACGCAAUACAUUACUAAUGAGGUACUUUGAUCGGAAGGGGGGCGGUGGAAGUGGUGGAAUAAUGGGCGGUGUUGGCGGUGAUGACGUGAUUGGUGGCGUAGGAAAAAAGUCUGCCGAAGAAAAAGGUAAAACAGAAAUUACGGAUGCUGGCGUGCUCGAGCAGCAAAAACGUGCACAUCUUGUAACCCAUGGCCCUGGCGCUAAGUAUCUUCAGCGCGCUGGUAAAACUCUACAUGAAGUGCAAAAUCAUUUAGACCGUGAGGGCGCCUCCGAUUUGGUUAUUGAGCUUGUCAUCAAAUCCGUACAUUCGCCAUCCAUCUUCGUGGAGGCUGUUGAGUUGGGCAUAGCACUGCUUGAGGGCGGUAAUCCCAUCAUACAAAAAGGCAUGUACCAAAAGUUUCUUAGUGGUGACUUCAAUCAAGCCUUUUAUAAGGUCUUCUUUGAGAAAAUGAAAGAUUCACAGCAAGAAAUAAAAUCCACUGUAACAGUGAAUACGUCAGAUAUUGCUGCCAAGGCACAUGAAAACAAGCAGGAUGUUAAUUUGGAAUUGGAUAAAAUAGCGCGAAAACACGGAGUUAAAAGUAAUGGUGUCGUCAUCACCGACGAGCUGAAAAAGGAGUUACACAAUGCGGGCCUCGCAACAGCACGCGCUUACGGCAACGCACGCAGCAUUCAUCCGGGUGAUGAAAAUUCUGCGAUCAGCAUUAACAGUCCGCUGGAAGACAUACUCGCUGAGAAGCUGGAAAAGCACAAAGACAGCAAGGAGGACCGCAAUAAGAUAUCGAAUAAAGUAUUGGUCAUGCAACCGAUUCUACGUUUCCUGCAGCUGCUUUGUGAGAAUCAUAACCCCGACCUGCAGAAUUUGUUGCGCAAUCAAAACAACAAAACCAAUUACAAUCUCGUCUCUGAAACCUUAAUGUUCUUGGAUUGCAUCUGUGGUUCGACUACCGGUGGCCUCGGUUUGCUCGGUCUCUACAUCAACGAAAACAAUGUGGCGCUCAUCAACCAAACAUUGGAAACACUCACCGAAUACUGUCAAGGACCAUGUCACGAGAAUCAAAAUUGCAUAGCAACGCACGAGUCAAACGGACUGGAUAUCAUAACGGCGCUUAUACUUAACAACAUCAAUCCGUUGGGUGAAAACCGCAUGGAUCUCGUUUUGGAGCUGAAGAAUAACGCCUCUAAACUGUUGUUGGCCAUUAUGGAAAGCCGUGGCGAUAGCGAGAAUGCUGAACGCAUUUUGUAUAAUAUGAAUCCAAAACAGUUGGUGGAAGUCGCUUGCAAGGCCUACCACCAAGAGGAAAUGAUCGAUGAGAAUGAUGAUCACGAUGGUGCCGAUGCAGAGUCGGAUGAUGAUGCGUCGGUAAGUCCGCGAGAAGUGGGCCAUAACAUUUACAUACUUUGCCACCAGUUGGCACAGCAUAACAAGGAGUUGGCAGCGCUGUUGAAGGCAUGUGAAGAUCCCCAAGCGUCCAACUUCGAUGCCAAGAUGAGUCAAGCUCUAAUGUAUUAUGCGACUCACACGGCACAAAUUGAGAUCGUACGUAAUGAUCGCACUUUGGAGCAGAUCGUUUUUCCGAUACCCGAAAUUUGCGAAUACUUGACGACUGAUACGAAAAUCAAAAUUUUAAAUACAGCUGAACGAGAUGAUCAAGGCUCGAAAGUGGCUGAUUUCUUUGAUAAAGCCGAGGAGAUGUUCAACGAAAUGAAAUGGCAAAAGAAGUUGAGAGGUCAGCCGUUUCUCUUCUGGGUUAGCAGUUACAUGUCACUAUGGAGCAAUAUACUGUUUAAUUGUGUGGUUGUCAUUAAUUUAAUUGUUGCAUUCUUUUAUCCUUUCGACAACACUGUACCAGAACUCAGCUCACAUAUAUCCCUACUCUUCUGGGCCAUACUCCUCUUCUCCCUCGCUAUUGUUGUGACGCUACCACGCGAGUCAGGCAUACGUACUUUAAUUGGUUCCGUGAUAUUGCGCUCCAUCUUUUUAAUUGGACCUGAGUCAACGCUCUGCCUGUUGGGGGUUGUGACUGUAACCUUAAAAAGCGUGCAUAUUGUGAGCAUAAUGGGUAAUAAUGGCACGCUGGAAAAGAACUUCUUCAAAAUAAUCACAGACAUGCAGCUACUCUAUCAUUGUAUAUAUAUGUUCUUCUGCUUUUGUGGUCUCAUUUUUCAUCCCUUCUUCUAUUCACUGCUGCUUUUCGAUGUUGUCUACCGCGAAGAAACUCUGGUUAAUGUCAUACGCUCCGUCACACGCAACGGUCGUUCGAUCGUUCUGACUGCCGUCUUGGCUUUGAUUUUGGUUUAUCUCUUCUCGAUUAUCGGUUAUAUAUUCUUUAAGGAUGAUUUCCUCGUCGAGGUGGAUGCCGAUGAGUCUCAAAUGCUCACGACAACGACUCCGCUUGCAGAUAUUACCAUAUCGAAGCCGACUAAUGACGCUGACAGCACUUGUAAUGCGCCGGAUGCAUUUAAUAAAGGCAGCUUUACGGGUGAUAGCAACAAUGCUGAGACGGCUACUUCUACGCCCGCGGCUACUGGUGCCGGUUGUGGAGGAGAUGAAAAAGAACGUUCGUGUGACUCGUUGGUGAUGUGCAUUGUGACAACUUUGAAUCAGGGUUUGCGGAAUGGUGGUGGUAUUGGUGAUAUUCUGCGCUCGCCAUCCAGUAAGGAAAGUCUCUUCGCCGCACGUGUUAUUUACGAUUUGCUCUUCUUCUUCAUUGUCAUCAUUAUUGUACUCAAUUUAAUUUUCGGUGUCAUCAUCGAUACUUUUGCCGAUUUGAGAAGUGAGAAGCAGCAAAAGGAGCUCAUCCUCAAGAACACCUGCUUCAUUUGCGGCCUGAAUCGUUCGGCAUUCGACAACAAAACCGUUAGCUUUGAGGAGCACAUCAAAAGCGAACACAAUAUGUGGCAUUAUCUGUACUUCAUAGUGUUAGUCAAGGUGAAAGAUCCAACAGAGUUUACUGGACCGGAAAGCUACGUAUACGCAAUGGUGAAAGCAGGCAUAUUAGACUGGUUCCCACGCCUGCGCGCCAUGUCACUAGCCGCCAUUGAUGCGGAUGGCGAGCAAAUUGAACUGCGUAGCAUGCAAGCGCAACUUCUGGAGACACAACUGCUCAUCACAAGCUUAUCGCAGCAACUGCACGAGCUCAAGGAUCACAUGACGGAACAGCGUAAGCAAAAGCAACGCCUAGGACUGCUCAAUACAGCGCCAAGUAAUCUGCUGGCAUGCUACCAGUUGCGCGAUGCGAAUAGUAUGUCCUAAAUGGAUGCUGUCCGCGGCAGUGUACGAGCGCCGUAGACAAUUAACAAAAUAAGGAAUUGUGGCAUUUCAAAUGGUUUCCUUUGGAUUUUGAUUUUGAUUUCAAUUUGAUUAGCAUUUUCAUGCAGUAAGUUGGGUGUAGUUAUUAUAAUUAAGUAUAAGAGAAGCAAUCAAAAAUUGUGCAUAUUUAAUAUUAAUAUAAUAAUUAGAAGAAAAAAUCUGCAUAUAAUGCUAUAAUUGCAAUAUUGAUGGAACAUAAAUUUACUUGCUCACUCGAAAACGAACAAAUGUUUGAAAACUUAAAACUUGUAAUAUUUGUAAUGGUGUGUGAAAUAGUAGUACGUUGAAUUGUAAUUGAUUCUCAAUUAUAUUUUGUAGUGAACAUUGAAAUCUGCACAAUUUCCUACUCGAAACGCCCUAGCACUUAGAAGUGUGACGAACGAAUACAAAAUUUAGGUUUAAACUAAAUUUAACUUAUUUUAUUAGAUUACAUGUCGUUUUCAGAGGUCUCGUAGUUCGUUGUGCAUUAAUUGGUGUAAUUUCAUAUUUUUUUAGUUUUGCGUGCUCUUACCUGCUCUGCUGUUGUCUCGAAGCUAUCUCUAACAUUAUUUCAUCAUUCUCAUACACUUUGCAGUUACAUUUGUGAUAAUUGUUGUUUUUUUUUUUAUAUUUAAUUUUUAUGUACGAAGUAUGUGCGCUAACGCACUUCCUUACAUAACAAUGUGCAUUCAAACUACAUACAAAUAUACAUGCAAACAUUCAAAGUGUACAAUUCUUACAAACAUACUAUAUACAUAUACUAUGCCAACAAAUAUAAUAUAUAUUUACUACGUAUACAAUUGUAUCUCAACUUUUUGAACAUCUCAACUAUUGUGAAAGUAAACUCUCUCUACUAAAAUGUGAUCUUUCCCAUUUAUUUGUAUUAACAAAUUUUCCAAUAAUCACACUAUGUGUCCUUCCCAAGUCUUUACUACUCAAAGUAUACAAAUUUUGUAACUUACUUCUGUGGUUUCUACUCUUUUAUUAUUUUACAUAAGAACAUCUUUAACUGCAAAUUUUAUAGUUUUUUGACAAUUUUCAAAGUACUUUAAAAUUAGUGUAGAACUGUAGUUUACUGUAAACUUAUAGAGACUAAUUUUUAGCUCAAUUAAUAUUAAAUGUAUUGAUUAAAUUACAAAC